GUCAGCAGGACACUGGGGCCCAGGAACAUGGGAACCUCGACCCCGGGCUCCCGGGAGGAACCCGACCAUGGCGGGGCGCUUGGGGCCGUCUCUUCUCGCUUCACCCAGAGCCUUAUGUAAGAGCUUUUCUCGGGAAACAGGAAGUCGUGUUUGCCAAGUUCAGCACAGAGAGAUGUGCCGGCCGUAUUCCAGCACACCCGGCCCGGCCUUAACCCCAGAGCCCGGCCCGUUUCUUGCUUCAGAGACCCUGGAUCUCCCCGCUGGCCUCUCCCCCCCCUUCUUGCCUUCAGUCAGUCCUAGCAAACUCCCCCAGAGAUCGCUCCUCGGCCUGAGCCAGGGGGUCUUCCACCCUCAUCCCUUGACCCUCCACACUGCCCAGCUUGUCCCUUCAUCCCUGCUCCUGGCACCAUGCCCCACCGCCAGCCAACCUUCCCUCCCCCACUGCUGGGGCCGCCCCAGGUUCCUGUGCUUUGGCCGCUCCUUCUGGGCGCCUCCUGGGUGCCACCGCAGCCCUGUGCUUCCUCGAGGGACGGGCACCACAUUCUCCGGAGGCUGCAGGGUGGGGGUCUCAGCAACACUGGCCCCACAGCAGCGUGCCAGGAGCACCCAGUGCCCUAGCUUGCUUUCCUCCUCCCUCCUUUUUAUUCUCAAGUUCCUUUUUAUUUCUCCCUUGCGUAACGCCCUUCUCCCUUCUGCACCACUGCCUGCACCUCCUUGCCACCCACUCCUGAAGCCACCGCUGUUGGCAGGGUCCCCAGCUCAUGCCAGCCUCAUCUCCUUCCUUUCUAGCCCCCAAAGGGCCCCCGGGAGACAUGGGGGGCCGGGGCCGAGAGCCGGCACUCUCAGUUGCCCUCUGGUUGAGUUGGGGGGCGGCUUUGGGGGCUGUGGCUUGUGCCAUGGCUCUGCUGAUCCAACAAACAGAGCUGCAAAUCCUACGAAGAGAGGUGACCCAGCUGCAGAGGACUGGAGGGCCCUCUGGAAAGGGGGAAGGGUCCCCAUGGCUGAGCCUCCAGGAGCAGAUCCUGGAGGACAGCCAGCACCAAGCCUCAGGCUGCUGGGGAAAGAGCCCUGACAGCCCGGGAGCCCUGGAGAACGGGGAGAGGUCCCGGAGAAAGAGAGCAGUGCUCGCCCAUAAGCAGAAGAGGAAGCACUCGGUUCUGCACCUUGUUCCCCUUAACAUGACCUCCAAGGCGGACUCUGAUGUGACAGAGUUGAUGUGGCAACCGGCUCUUAGGCGUGGGAGAGGUCUGGAGGCCCAAGGAUACGUAGUUCGAGUCUGGGAUGCUGGAGUGUAUCUGCUCUAUAGCCAGGUCCUGUUUCACGAUGUGACUUUCACCAUGGGUCAAGUGGUGUCUCGGGAGGGCCAGGGGAAGCAGGAGACCCUAUUCCGCUGUAUACGAAGCAUGCCCUCCAACCCAGACUGGGCCUACAAUAGCUGCUACAGCGCAGGCGUCUUCCAUUUACACCACGGGGACGUUCUGAGCGUCACAGUCCCCCGCGCAAGGGCCAAGCUUAGCCUCUCUCCACACGGAACCUUCCUGGGGUUCGUGAAACUGUGAUUGUUACAGAAGGUGGUCCUGGGCUUGGAGGACCAGCGCGGGUCGGGUACAGCUGGGAGAAGCCAGAAGCUGACUAGACAAAGGGCAGGGAACGCGAAGCAACAGAGGUUUCUUCUGGGUUUAACUGGAACCCUCAGUUGGACAACUCAUGACUCUCUGUUCCUCCCUUUUCCCUUUCCACUCCAACCCCUAGACUGUGAUUUCAGGAAUACAAAGGAGGGAGACUAUCUUGCUUUUGUCUCUGAUCUAGCCCCAGAUUCUUGGGGCUGUGGAGGGCGAGGAGAGAAUGCCAGGCAUUGUCUCCCUGCUCCGGGCCCUGGAAGGCUUCCAGGACGGCACCGCCACCUAGCGGCGGCCCGGGAGAACCGCCCGCCGGCGGGAGUGCACAAAGCCGCCCCGCGCGAGGAAACUCCCGGCUCCUGCGCCGCACCUUCCUCGAGGCGUCCAUCCUGUCUCUUCGCCGCACCCUCGCUUCCCUCCAUCCACUGCGCCUUGGCUUCCAUCACGAGAGGACUAUUUAUUACGGGACUCGGCAGGGGAUGCCCGACGACGACGACGGUCCCCGUGCAGCCACGUUCCUCUUUGGGUCCCAGGUUUUGCCUUUCAUGCUCGGCAUCCCCCGGCGGGGCAGGCCGCUCCAAGCCCCUCUGGGCUGAGACGGGUCGCCGGGGAGCCUUGGAUGAAUCCACCGCACGUCUUGAUGCUGGUCUUGCCUCACGCCUGAGCUCUUUGUUCUACUCAAAGUUAAUAAAAGAGAAUAAGUGAUA
Molecule: messenger RNA, 2326 nt
Organism: Myotis daubentonii (Daubenton's bat)
Lineage: Eukaryota; Metazoa; Chordata; Mammalia; Chiroptera; Vespertilionidae
Gene: TNFSF13
Product: TNF superfamily member 13
Biological process (GO): immune response; positive regulation of isotype switching to IgA isotypes; positive regulation of B cell proliferation
Cellular component (GO): membrane
Molecular function (GO): receptor ligand activity; tumor necrosis factor receptor binding
Source: RefSeq, a predicted model, not a curated record